GUUUGGUAGGAUGGGCGGAUCCGGCUACUGACUCUGUUCACCCUCCUGUGUUACUGAGUAGUAGAACAGUAACAGACUCCUUUUGGACCAGCAGAGCAGUAAGACUCUCCCUCACAGCAGACCUGGAGGAUGGCCAACGUCCAGGUGCCUGUUGGUAUGUCCUACUGUACUUUGGUGGCCAUCGGUGCGUUUGGGGACAGUCCUGUCCAGAUGACCUGUCCUACCUGUCACCAGACCGUGGUCACUAAGGUUGACUUCUCCUCUGGUGUCCUCACCUACCUCUUCUGUGGAGGACUCUUCUUCUGUGGGUUUGUUCUGGGUUGCUGUCUCAUCCCGUUCUGUUUCGACAGGCUCAAAGACGCCAAGCACACGUGUCCCUCCUGCAAGACCCUCCUGGGGGUUUAUAAGCGCUUAUAAGCCCAUAAUAACCAGCAGGAGACUCCCGUGUCUUUUGGGAAGCUAGCUACAACAUUGUGUCUUGUCUUCUGAGACAAGUUGCUCUUCCAACACAGUCUGUUGUUUCUCUCAGCUUCCACCCAGUAGAACUGCUUCUACACCUGCAUUGCUUGCUGUUUGGGGGUUUAGGCUGGGUUUCUGUACAGCACUUUGAGAUAUCAGCUGAUGUACGAAGGGCUAUAUAAUACAUUUGAUUUGAUUUGAUUUGAACUGCACAGCAGGCUACCACGUGUUUGAAAGACAAAUUAGAUUUAACUCAAUAGAACAAUUUAACUGUCACAGAAUGUUGUCAUUGACAGUGUUCCGUCCCAUCCUGCCCUGUCCCUUGCUAUCCAGUUAACGGUUGCCUUGGCAACGGCAAAAAUGUGCGACUUAAAUUAGAUUUAACUCAAUAGAACAAUUUAACUGUCACAGAAUGUUGUCAUUGACAGUGUUCCGUCCCAUCCUGCCCUGUCCCCUGCUAUCCAGUUAACGGUUGCCUUGGCAACGGCAAAAAUGUACGAUUUCAAUUAGAUUUAACUCAAUAGAACAAUUGAAUUGUCAUUGACAGUGUUCCAUCCCAUCCCGCCCUGUCACUUGUUAUGCAGUUCACCGCUGCCUUGGCAACGGUAAAAUAUGUGUGCCAUAGAAAUAGACAAUGUAGAAUGUGAGUAUUCAUGGUUUGAUGGUUGUUGUAUGAUCUGUAAGUUAUAUUACUCUAAUUGUCUCAAUGCAGCACCGUGAGUCUUUCUGAUUGAGUACUGUACUGGUUUGUUAGGAAUAAACUGAGCCCUGAAAAAUACAAUAAUUUCACAACCGCUAAAAUAUUUUGUUAAUUUGUAGAAAAACUAUUUGUUUUUAUUAUCAGAUCUUAGUUCAUAGGCUGUUUAUUUCUUUAUAAAUAAAAAUAAAAAAAUUAGGGGGGGGAUUGUGUAAUAAUAUACAUUUUUAUUAAUUAAAUCAUACAUUCAACAUCUGCUAUUUAGUAUCAUCAAAUGGCAGCAUUGAGAAGACAGACAACAGUUUGAGCUGACAUGAACAAAAGCACAGUGACAUUCUAAUGACAUCAAUCAUUCUGCACUAGAGGAAUUGGUUGUCAUGACAUUGAACAGGGUUUUGGCUCGGUGGAUAAGUGUUGGAGAUACUAACCCUGAGAAAAACAAAAUGGCUGUCCCAGAAAGACGACAUCACCAACACAAGACUUCUUUGUCAUGUAAUGAAAUACCUUCAUAUUUUCACCCAAAGGCAAAGACAAAGGGCUCUAUUCAAUCCACAUCGUGGAAGUUCAGCAUUACAGCAUAAUUUAAAUUGAAAGGCAAUGUUCCCGUAGCGUAGACUGCAUUCAUGGUAAAUGCUGCAGAACUUGGCUCAAUAGGAAAUGACCUUUCAGCUACACAGACUGAAUAGAGCCCUACAAAUUCUUCUUUUAAACAAC
Oncorhynchus nerka (sockeye salmon) is the source of this 1870-nucleotide messenger RNA. RefSeq names its product lipopolysaccharide-induced tumor necrosis factor-alpha factor homolog. The transcript is spliced from 4 exons. The record is from RefSeq and is a predicted model, not a curated record. Gene Ontology annotation, cellular component: cytoplasmic side of late endosome membrane; nucleus; cytoplasmic side of lysosomal membrane. Gene Ontology annotation, molecular function: zinc ion binding. Lineage: Eukaryota; Metazoa; Chordata; Actinopteri; Salmoniformes; Salmonidae. Bases 130 to 417 code for a protein of 95 amino acids.